Molecule: messenger RNA, 1944 nt
Organism: Colletotrichum orchidophilum
Lineage: Eukaryota; Fungi; Ascomycota; Sordariomycetes; Glomerellales; Glomerellaceae
Exons: 4
Coding region: 1-1944 (647 amino acids)
Molecular function (GO): metal ion binding
Source: RefSeq, a predicted model, not a curated record
AUGGUGGUCUGCAAGUUCUACGAGCAGGGGAACUGCAGGUAUGGACAGAAUUGCCGAUUCGAGCACCCCCGGUCGCAGUCGAACAACCGCUUCGCAGCCUUUGGUCAAAACACGGGGGGAGGUUUCAAUCGCGGCGGCAACGAUGCUCUCCCAUAUUCACUAGCAAAGGAGGCCAUUGAGAAGGAUCUGACAACGGAGGCGCCGCAAUGGAUCCUGUCCGCUUACGGCCCCGGCAGGGAUGCUCCGGAACAGCUCUUUGGAGGUAACCUGCGUGAGCAGAGUUUUGAGGAGAUGAGGCUCGUUCAUAUGAUGGCGGCAGCUUCUGGCAAUCCCCAGCAAGCGCUCAACCAAGCCCAAGAGCUGUACCAGCAAGCCCAGCAACAAAUGAAGACGGCGGUGGGCAAUCUCGACGGAGCUAUACAAUUCAUCAUUUCAGCCGAACAGACGCAUCCCAACAGGAUAGACCUUUGCAAGCAAGGUACCUUGCCAGGCGGGACCACAGGAGAGUUUGCCGUUGGAAAACGGGCGGCUUCUUCCCUAGGGCAGCAGAAUCCCUUUUCGUCAAACACACCCGCAGCAACUUCAAACCCGUUCUCCUCCAACAACCAGCAAACCUCGGCCUUCGGUGGUGGCGGGCUUUCCUCAGGAAGCGCCUUUGGCCAGCCAGCGGCCCUGGGCCAACGUCCGAAUCCCUUUGGCACGCCAGCGUUUGGUCAGACCUCGCAACCCUCGCAGCCGAGUUCAACGUUUGGCCAACCAUCAAAACCUACGUCAGCUUUUGGUGCCCCGAGUAGCUCAGCACCAGCCUUUGGCCAGACCUCGCAACCCACGUCUGCGUUUGGACAAGCCAGCGCGCUGGGAGGCGGAACAUCAGCUUUUGGCCAGGCUUCGGCGCUGGGACAGAAGCCGAACCCAUUCGGCGCGCCUGCAUUCGGGCAACCAGCACAACCAGCUACGGGAGGCGGCGGUAGUGCAUUUGGUCAGCCAUCACAGCUUGGCGGAGGUGGAAGCGCGUUCGGCCAAGCAAGUGCUCUAGGACAGAAGCCCAAUCCCUUUGGGGGAGCGGCGAGCGGAGCAAGCCCCUUUGCCAGCGCCGGCGGCAGUGGGAAUAUCACCAGUUCAUUUGGCCAAGCUUCGCAGAAUACCGCCAGCUCCAGUCCCUUUGCUCAGCCCGCGCAAAAUGCGACGCAGAAUGCCAACCCUUUUGGCGCCCCAGCCCAGCCUACUGCAAGCCCGUUUGGUCAGCCAGCACAGCCUGCGACAACAAGCGCAUUUGGACAAGCAUCCCAAACGGCGUCCUCGAAUCCCUUCGGCCAGCCUUCUCAGGCGCAACCGGCGGCGAGCAACCCCUUUGGUGCGAAACCUGAUGCACAGCCAAGCGCGUUCGGCCAGCCGUCGAUGGGUGCUCAACCCACACAAUCCGCGCAACCCGCAAGCGCUUUCGGCCAACCGGCCCAGCUUGGCCAGAAGCCGAAUCCUUUUGGACAAAACAACGCGUCACCGUUCAGUCAGCCGGCUGGCGGCCUUGGUGCGGGUGGAUCAGCACCAAACCCAUUCGGAAGUCAGACCGCUGCGCCAGCGGCGCCUGUCGCGCAACAAGCGGCGGCGCCUGGGAGCGGACCGUACCCGCCGGGGAGCUCGAGACAGCACCCGCCCGUGUCGAGCUAUAGCUCCAAGGGCAUGGACGGGCGACUGUCCAACUGGAAGGGCAAGCCCGUCACCUACCAGGGCAACUUGCCCGGCAUCCGGGCCUUCAACGGAGCGUGGACGAGGAUAUGGUUCCCCGACGGCCCACCAAAUUACUAUAAAGAUACGGAGCUACCCGACGAGUUGUAUGACGACAAGUCGAAACAGCAGUGGCAGGCGUUUACGCAGACGGGCAAGUUUGAGGGCCUGAUGCCCGAGGUGCCGCCCAAGAGAGAGUUUUGCCUUUGGGAUCUGUGA